Molecule: messenger RNA, 981 nt
Organism: Hansenula ciferrii
Lineage: Eukaryota; Fungi; Ascomycota; Saccharomycetes; Phaffomycetales; Wickerhamomycetaceae
Product: Retinol dehydrogenase 14
Exons: 1
Coding region: 1-981 (326 amino acids)
Source: RefSeq, a predicted model, not a curated record
AUGGUUAGCUUCCUUCUAGAAGCACUUAAAGAUGCAAGUCCAUCAGCUCCAGGGUUUUUACCAAAAGAUUAUCCUGAUUUAAGUGAUAAAAUUGCAUUAAUUACAGGUUCAAGUUCAGGUAUUGGAUAUGAAACUGCCAAAGCUUUAUUAAAACAAAAUGCUACAGUUAUUAUGGUUAAUAGAAAUCAAGAAAAAGUUUUAGAUUCAGUUGCCAAAAUUAAAAAAGAAUUAGUUGAUAUGGAUUUAGAUUCUAAAAUUUAUUUAAUUCAAGCUGAUUUAAGUGAUUUAACAACUAUAAAACCUGCAGUGGAGAAAUUUUUUGCAAAUAAUUCACAAUUUGAUAAACUUCAUUAUUCAAUUUAUAAUGCUGGUGUUAUGAGACCUCCAAAAGAUUCUUUCAGUAAACAAGGAUAUGAAUUACAAAUAGGUACCAAUGUUUUAGGUCAUCAUCUAUUAAACAAAUUAAUUGAACCUUUAAUUAUAAAUGGUGUUGAUGCAAAGCAAAAUUUCAUUCCAAGAGUUAUUUGGUUAGCUUCAAUUGCACAUUUUGCCUCACCAGCUAAUGGUGGUAUAAACUGGGAAAGUUUUAAAGAUGGUGAAUUUGGACAAAGUAGAGCAGCUUAUGGACAAUCUAAAACUGGUAAUAUUUAUCAAUCAUAUGUUCAAUCAACAAGACUAAAAAACCAUGGGGUUAUAAGUCUUUCUGUUCAUCCUGGAUAUUUGGCUUCUGAUCUAUCUAGAUCACUUGGAUCUGUUGGUGAUUAUAUUUGGAAAACUGUUACAUAUCCACCUGUUUAUGGUUCUUACUCUGUUUUAUUUGGUGCUUUGAAUCCAGAUAUUGAGUUGAAAGAUUCUGGUAGAUAUAUUGGACCUUGGGGUCAAUUCAAGGAAUUGAGAGAUGAUAUAAAUCAAGGGCUAGCUGAUGGUACUGCUUCAAAAUUUGAACAAUGGGCUGAUGAACAAGUGAAACCAUAUCUAUGA